Messenger RNA from Priapulus caudatus, 1475 nucleotides. Its product is annotated as ctenidin-1-like. The transcript has 4 exons. Bases 197 to 781 code for a protein of 194 amino acids. The record is from RefSeq and is a predicted model, not a curated record. Lineage: Eukaryota; Metazoa; Priapulida; Priapulimorpha; Priapulimorphida; Priapulidae.
UGAGAUUGUCUGUGACCCAGUGUCGGUAGAGCUUUAAUGGUGGUGUAGUUUAGCGAGCACACCUCAUCGUAGUAGCAGCGCAGCAGCAGCAGCCAUCGAGGCAAACAGCGCAUCGUCAUCAACGUCAUCAGCAUCAAUCGAAGGUAGGAAAAACGGUAUACCUCACAACAAGAGAGCUAGCUUGUAAAAUUAGAAGAUGCGGUCAUCUACAGCGUUUCUGAUUCUUUGCCUGGCGGUCGUCGGAGCAUACGCCUCGUACGGUCGCAGCAGAGGCGGCGGCGGAUACGGAAGAAGUCGCGGAUACGGAGGCGGCGGAUACGGAGGAGGGCGUAGUGGUAGUGGCUACGGAGGCGGCGGAUACGGAGGAGGGCGUAGCUACGGAGGCGGCGGUCGCGGAUAUGGAGGAGGCGGAUACGGAGGAGGACGUAGUGGAUACGGAGGCGGCGGAUACGGAGGCGGCGGAUACGGCGGCGGCGGCGGCGGUCACGGCGGCGGUCACGGCGGCGGAUACGGCUACAAGCCGUCGUACUACUACGGUUACUUGCACAAGCACACGACGACCACGCACUCCCCGUACGUGUACUUCAAGAGGCAUACCAUCCCCUACGAAGAUUUGUACGAGUCCACCUACACGGAUCACUACGUGUUCCACACACCAAGCCCGUGCUACGGAUACCAUUGUAAAUCAGGCGGAUACGGAGGAGGCGGCGGCGGAUACGGAGGCGGUGGUGGUCAUGGUGGUGGUCACGGUAGUAGUGGCGGCUACGGAAAGAAGAAGUAAACGAUACGCGGCAGAGUAACCAUAUUGUGCCUUGGCCAUGCAACAGUUUGAUUAAAUUCGCAGUUUUUUAUAUUUCGGGUAAAAAAAUGUCUAAACGGCAGGCUGGUCAAAGACUAACCUUAACGCACUGAGGCUCUCAAACUUGUCUACACGCUCAUUUUGCGAUUACAAUGCUACGAUUCUAGAUACAAUCGUGUCGUGUUACAUCAGAACGUCUUACAUCGUUGACGUCAGAAGAGAUGGCAAUAGCAUAUUUUUGAUCUAUUUUAGUUCACCAAAGCAACCUCUUUAUUUCUCUCAACUGCCCUUGGUUCAAAAAUCGCUCAAAGUAACCACAGAUGAAAGUCUAGACAAAUGUUAGCAAAUUGGGAGAUGUAGUUCAAGUCGUCGUUCUACACAACAAAAAGGGUCAACGAGUUAAAUUACGUUUCGAUCAGUGCAUCGAUCAGGUGUCAAUGUUAAUUAACUAUUGGGAGCAAUUGUGCAAAACCUCAAGAGCGGAGGAUUCCCGUGUAGGAGUGAAUGAAGAUGACCUGCUGGACAGCAGCGCCGCCUAGUGGCCGUUGUCGCUCGUCCCAGGUAACCGACCGCCAUCUAUCCGCGGAAUAAGCAACUAAUCGAGUUCAAUACAGCAGACAGAGCGGACAGAAAUGCGUUUCGAUGGAAAGAUAACGAGCCGAAACGAAUUUUAUUU